AUGGGAUUUCUAUGUUCAUACUUUUUUUCUUCGUUCUCCUUCGUGUUUUCACUUUUUCGGUCUCUUUCGUCCUUUCAUUCUUUGUUUCAUUCGUUCUUUCUUUCUUUUUUCUUUCUUUCUUUCUUUCUUUCUAUGCUUUUCUUAUUCUUCUUCUUUCUUUCUUUCUUUCUUUCUUUCUGUGUUUUCACUUUCUUCGGCCUCUUUCGUCCUUUCAUUCUUUGUUUCAUUCGUUCUUUCUUUCUAUGCUUUUUUCUUUCUUUUUUUCUUUCGAUGCUUUAUUAUUCUUCGUUCUUAAAUGAAGGCAAAGAAAGAAAGAAAAGAAAGAAAGGAAGAAAGAAAGAAAGAAAGGAUGAACAUUUCUUUUUCCUUUCUUUUUUUCUAUGCUUUUCUUAUUCUUCGUUCUUAAAUGAAGGUAAAGAAAGAAAGAAAAGAAUAGACGAACAUUUCUUUCUUUCUUUCUUUGCCUUCAUUUCUUCGUUCUCAAUCAUUCUUUCUUUCUGUGCUUUCACGUUCUUUCUUUCUUUCUUUCUGCACUUUCAUUUUCUUCAUUCUCCUACUUUCUUUCUUUCUUUCAGUCCUGUAACGUUCUUUCUUCAACUUGGUUCGUUCUCCUUCGUCCUUUCUUUCUUUCUUUCUUUCUUUCUUUCUUUCUUUCUUUCUUUCUUUCUUUCUUUCUUUCUUUGCCUUCAUUUUCUUCGUUCUUAA
This is a messenger RNA of Acanthosepion pharaonis, 705 nucleotides long. The record is from the annotation of a GenBank genome assembly. NCBI's taxonomy places the organism in Eukaryota, Metazoa, Mollusca, Cephalopoda, Sepiida, Sepiidae.